This is a messenger RNA of Haplochromis burtoni (Burton's mouthbrooder), 513 nucleotides long. RefSeq names its product alpha-2-HS-glycoprotein. Gene Ontology annotation, biological process: negative regulation of endopeptidase activity. Gene Ontology annotation, molecular function: cysteine-type endopeptidase inhibitor activity. Gene Ontology annotation, cellular component: blood microparticle; extracellular matrix; extracellular region. Lineage: Eukaryota; Metazoa; Chordata; Actinopteri; Cichliformes; Cichlidae. The record is from RefSeq and is a predicted model, not a curated record.
CCAGACGGAGAUGAAUACGACAUGGAAGUUGACCUGCUGGAGACAGACUGUCACGUGUUGGACCCGCUGCCUCUUGCCAACUGCACAGUCAGGCCCAAAGUACAGACGGCGGUAGAAGGAGACUGUGAUGUGGUGCUGAAGAAGGUUGGCGGUGUUCUGAAGGUCAUUGCAUUCAAGUGCAAAUCAGAGGUAUCCACAGAGGAUUUGUGUUUGGGCUGCCCCAGCCUCCUUCCCCUCAAUAACACCGAUGCGCUGGAUUUUGUCCAUGCCUCUCUGACAACCUUCAACAACAUGACUGUGAACACGACACACGUUCUUCUCGAGGUUGGAAGGUUGUCAUCACAGGUUGUGUCUGGUGGGCCCAUCUUCAUAACAGAAUAUGUGGUUGUUGAGGGAAACUGCACCGAGGUUCCCUGCGUGCCUCUCAACGAUGCCAUGGCUGCUCGUGGGAUUUGUACAGCCAAAGGUACAAUCGCCCAGCACAGUGUGGACUGCAAGAUGUUCUCCACUCUG